This is a messenger RNA of Dibothriocephalus latus, 550 nucleotides long. The record is from the annotation of a GenBank genome assembly. Lineage: Eukaryota; Metazoa; Platyhelminthes; Cestoda; Diphyllobothriidea; Diphyllobothriidae.
CCCCGACUACACCAGCGAUCAGAUCACCUGCAUAUGUGAGGUCUUGCAAAAGAGUGGAGAUUUUGAGCGACUCAGACAGUUCCUGGACUCGUUACCACCUAGCAGUCCGAUCUGCGAGAGCGUUCUCUGUGCCAGAGCCACGUUGGCCUUUCAGGAGGGCAAUUUCUCCGACCUGUAUGCCAUCCUAGAGGGUAACGCCUUCGCGCCCAGCAAUCACCAACGUCUGCAGGCGCUGUGGCUUCAGGCACAUUACGCGGAAGAGGAGAAGAUCAAGGGCAAGCCGUUGGGAGCGGUGGCGAAGUACCGGGUACGACGGAAGUACCCGCUGCCGCGAACCAUUUGGGACGGGGAGGAGACGAGUUAUUGUUUCAAGGAGAAGUCGCGUGCCAUUCUGCGGGACUGGUAUACGCACAAUGCCUAUCCCUCACCGAGGGACAAGCGUGAACUCUCGGAACUGACGGGGCUGACGACGACCCAGGUCUCGAACUGGUUCAAGAAUCGUCGUCAACGGGAUCGAGCAUCGGACACACGAGACAGGAAUUUCAGGUAA